This is a messenger RNA of Telopea speciosissima, 1274 nucleotides long. Its product is annotated as probable low-specificity L-threonine aldolase 1. The transcript is spliced from 9 exons. The record is from RefSeq and is a predicted model, not a curated record. Gene Ontology annotation, biological process: glycine biosynthetic process; L-threonine catabolic process. Lineage: Eukaryota; Viridiplantae; Streptophyta; Magnoliopsida; Proteales; Proteaceae. Gene Ontology annotation, molecular function: L-allo-threonine aldolase activity. Gene Ontology annotation, cellular component: cytosol. The coding region runs from base 7 to 1080 and encodes 357 amino acids.
GGAGAAAUGGUGACCAAAACAGUGGACCUCCGAUCAGACACAGUCACCAAACCAACUGAAGCAAUGCGAGCUGCAAUGACAGCUUCUGAAGUCGAUGAUGAUGUCUUGGGUAUGGAUCCAACAGCGUAUCGCUUUGAGGCAGAGAUAGCAAGGAUCAUGGGCAAGGAAGCGGCUCUCUUUGUUCCUUCAGGCACAAUGGGUAACCUCAUAAGUGUACUAGUCCACUGUGAGGUUAGAGGAAGUGAAGUCAUUCUUGGAGAUAUAUCCCAUAUUCAUGUUUAUGAGAAUGGAGGAAUUUCAACUAUUGGGAAUGUUCAUUCUAAAACUGUGAAAAAUAAUUCAGAUGGAACGAUGGAUAUUGCUCUGAUUGAAGCUGCUAUAAGGGAUCCUGAAGGGGAGCUUUACUACCCAACUACUAGGCUUAUCUGCUUGGAGAACACACAUGCAAAUUGUGGUGGUAGAUGCAUUUCUGUUGAAUAUACAGACAAAGUAGGAGAGGUUGCUAAAAGGCAUGGGUUGAAGCUUCACAUAGAUGGAGCACGAAUCUUCAAUGCUGCAACUGCACUUGGGGUUCCUGUUAAUAGGCUUGUGCAAGCUGCUGAUUCAGUUUCGGUCUGUCUCUCCAAAGGUCUGGGUGCUCCGGUUGGAUCUGUCAUUGUAGGUUCCAAAAGCUUUAUUGCCAAGGCGAAGAGACUUCGAAAAACCUUGGGUGGAGGAAUGAGGCAGGUUGGUAUCCUGUGUGCUGCUGCUUUUGUUGCAUUGCAAGAGAAUGUCAGUAAGCUAGAGGGUGAUCACAGAAAAACAAAGAUUUUAGCAGAAGGACUGAAUCAAAUCAAAGGGAUAAGAGUGGAUAUGGGUUCAGUAGAGACCAAUAUUAUAUUUUUUGAUGUUUCAGAGGGCUCAAACAUUACAGUAGAAAAGCUGUGCCAGUUCUUGGAAAAACAUGGUAUUCUUGUGAUGCCAACAGGUUCAUCCAGCAUAAGGGUCGUUCUCCAUCACCAAAUCGCAGAAAGUGAUGUUCAGUACACACUGUCCUGCAUUCAGCAAGCUUUUCAACAAUUUGUGGAUACUGGAAAAUGAGAAUGUCGACCCCUUAACCGGAAGAUGAGCCUUAUCUUCUUCCCUCAGAACAACAAUUAUUUUUCGUUCGUGAGCCAAAAAGAUAAUUUGUUGGCUUAAUCAUGUAAUUGAAACUUGUAUAAUUCUGGAACUUUCAUUCUAGCUUUCCUUUGUAAACUCAUCUGUCAAAAAGACAUUUAUUUUACUUUUCCAUU